AUGGCGACGGAACGCUCCUUGGCUACCUUGCUGCGGUCGCUGCAGGCGACUUCCAGUUUCCAGGAUGCUGCUACUCUGCUCCCAACCGCUACCAGUUUCUUGUCUAUGCUGGGGAAUCCUUUGAAUUUGACUUUGCUCUCGUCGCAGCUCCUGACUGCCCCUUCGCUGUGGAGUCACCCCGUCGAUCUACAGGCGUGUCGUAAGAUCCUCAGCGUCUUCAACACUGCUGCUAUCGCCGUCUUGCAGAAUGACACUACCGACGAGCCGCGCAUACCAUAUGGACGUAAUAGGAAAAUCGAGUGUGAUGCAUGGGUGAAGGCUGUGGCAGAAGGCGCGGAUGAUAAAUCCCCCCGGUGGCGGCAUAUGCUCCUGCUCGGUGGAAUCCUGAUGGGUUUCGAGGGCCAGAACCGUCAGGGCUUACCACGCCAUAUUCGGGUCAAGCUGGAAUCGGCGCUUUCAACAGCGGCUCAACUGGCGCUCCAGGAACUGGGCACAGAAAUUGAUAUUGAUGGCCAGUGCAUCACCAUGGUGCUCAAUUAUACGUUCGAACUCCUGUCGGAUCUGGAGAGGAGCAAGUUGGAUUAUGAUCGAUUGCUCCCUGCGAUGAUUCAAUCUGCAUUCUUGUCUUCUGAGGGUCUGGAGGGCGGAUACUUCCUGGGAUCUAUUGAUCAGGAUGUUGUUGAGGCCCCGAAUAAACAGUUCAAGUGGUCAUCUAACUCUCCGACCUUUUUGAUCGUGUCUGCAGUGUCUGCUCGACCACUAUUGUCAACACUUGGGCCAUUAUCACGUUUGAUUGCACACUCGAUUGAUAAUGUGCGAGAUCCGCGGAUCGUCGCCCAGACUGUUGAUUACCUGGCGGACUUUGUCCGCACUCUCAUGGUACAAUGGCGCCAAAACAAAUUGUCGGAGAUUGAUGCUGCAGAGGAAGCGGAAUUCUUAGACGCCGAAUCGCGGGAAGUCACUGUCCCUGCACUUUGGAAGACGCUACGGAACUGCUUGUAUUCGAUUGUCAUUACGCUCCGGGCAGUUCUAGGGCGAACUAUCAAUGAUGGCGCUCUCGCGGCGAAUAGCAGCGCUCCCUACCUGUCGAUGCAAUGUCUCCACAUUCUGCGGAAUCUGUAUUUCAUCUCAUCUCGGAUUGGCCAGAACGCUUCGUCGCAGCAGACCUUUGUAUUGUUGGCAGCCAUCGAUAUUCUGUCGCAAUACCCCGUCCUUGCGGAGAACUUCUUGCGAAGCAUCAAGCCGAGUGAUUUGGGACAGAUCCCUGCUCAUCCAGUGGAAAGAUGUCUUGACUUGUUCUUCCUAAACGUUGCAGAACACUUCCCCCUUGUUCUCCCAACAGAGACAAGCGAGGAGCUCUUCCUGUCUGCGGCCUUCCCGUAUCUUGCCGCGGGUGCCAACAGCCUUCUUUUGGAGAUAUUCGAGGCCGCUCACAGUCUGGUUUUGGUCGUUUUCGCCGUUCCCCAUAAUUCGGAGCUUGCUGCCAAGCACCUCCCCUUCUAUAUUCACAAUCUCUUCGCGGUCUUCCCCAACAACCUUUCCGCGCGUCAAUUCCGCCUUGCUUUUAAGACCGUUAUUCAGAUAACGGCCCCUCCUUCUCCCUUAGCGAAUACCCAACCCCUGCUUCCUUCCAUUCUGUUAGAGGUCGUUCAUGAGCGUGCGUUGAACGCAAGCUCCACCCCUAUCCCACAAACCCCCACUCCCGACAUGAGCCAGAGUCCACCCCUCUCUGAACAAGCCGUCCUAACACUGGCACUUCUUGAUUCACUGGCAUUCCUGCGAGUUCCAGAUCUCAAAGAAUGGCUCCCGCUGGCGGCGCAGUUGAUCAAUGCGAUUGCGGAUCGGGACAUGCGACACAUUUGCAUAGAUCGGUUCUGGGAAGCGUUGGCCGGUGGUGAGAUGGAUGUCGAUCGUGCCCACUGCUGUGUCACUUGGUGGAGCACCGAGGGUGGACGUGAACUUGUUCUCUUCGGCGCCGAAACUGCCGACGCUCCUGAACCUGAUGCAAAUGGGCCUUAUAUGACCGGCGCUGUUGGUGAUGUUGCGCCGGAAAGCAAGCUAUAA
Messenger RNA from Penicillium olsonii, 2064 nucleotides. NCBI's taxonomy places the organism in Eukaryota, Fungi, Ascomycota, Eurotiomycetes, Eurotiales, Aspergillaceae. The record is from the annotation of a GenBank genome assembly.